Molecule: messenger RNA, 405 nt
Organism: Triticum turgidum subsp. durum (durum wheat)
Lineage: Eukaryota; Viridiplantae; Streptophyta; Magnoliopsida; Poales; Poaceae
Source: the annotation of a GenBank genome assembly
AUGGACAGCAGCCAUGCGGCAGGAGCUCGCCAUCGAAGUCCCCCGAGCACCGUCCGCCCCGAAUCUAGCCGGGAACCGGGCGAGGCCGAGCCCUCGCGCCCAGAUCCACGCGUGGCUCAGUGCCACAACCACCAUCACCGGAGAUCCGACAGAGAUCAUCAACCCCACGACCUCUACCUCCCAACCCCCGCGUACCCGCCGCCCCAGCCAGUGCGUCGCCCUAUGCACUCCACCGCCGGCAGCAAGAGCUUGGACGCCGCCACCACCACGCAGACUCCUCCCGGUGGGGCACAACCAUCGCAGCAAUCUGGAGCGGCGUAUCACAUAGAGAAGUUCGACCCGGACAACCGCUUCAGUUUGAUGUCACUGCAUAGUGCAGCUUUUUAUGCUCUUUUCUUGUUUUGA